AUGUGCCGACAAUACCUGACCCUCUACGUCUUCUGCCAGUGCGAGGAGGAUGCCGGCCACCAGGCCUGCACCGACCGCAAGAAAUCCGACUGCGCUGGCGUGGCGAUCGAGACGGUCUACAUGCAGUGUUUCUGCAAUGUGCAUGCGACCAAGGGAUUUAAGUCGGAAAAGAAGUCCGAGCGAAAGAAGCGCAGUUCCCUCGAGGGCUCCGGUGAGAAGAUCUCCUUCUCGCUGCGGAGGAAAUGGAACCAACACAUGAUUGCUCUCCGGGACGAAAACCGGAGGUCUUCUACCGGUCUGAACAAGCGAUCGUCGACCGCAUCUCUGCGAUCUGCCCACAGCAGCGGAGGCCCGUCAUCCCCCCGGUCCCCCACGUUCGCGACAUCCCCCACCACAGCCACCAUGGGGUCCAAGAAGCCCUCUUCUCUCGAACAACUGGCCCCCACGACUGCAUCUGUGGCAGGCGACCAUUUCGUGAGGGAGGUGGACCGCCACAACUCCACCGACCUACAGUCGCAGACGCUGGUAGUCGUUCACGAUGCGUGCUACGGCCAUCGCUUCUCGCGCCCCCGAAGCUCGAGGGCGGCCCUGAACUCGAUCGUCGAACGUCCUGAGCGAAUCCAGGCCGGUGUGCUCGGUGUGUCUGCGGCUUACGUUCGACUCGCGCACCGCUAUGCGGGCGGACGGUUUCCCCCGCAUCCGAAUUUAGAUGUGCAACAGUUACCUGUCCCGCCUUUCCAGAUCCGCAAGACCGCGCGCUCCAUGGCGCUCACCUCGCCCGCAGUGACCCACGUGCAUGGGAGCAAAUGGAUGGAUGACCUGAAGAGCAUGUGCGAUGCGGCGGAAUCGCGACUGGCGCUCAACGGCAAGGAGCUGGUCAGACCACGCAGCAGCGGCAAGGACAGCACGGCCACCAACGACCCACCAUUCCACGAAGGAGACCUUUACCUGUGCGCGGAAUCCCGGGAUGCCUUGGAGGGGGCUCUUGGCGGUGUCUGUGAGGGAAUCGAUGCGGUCUUCGGUCCCAGUGCAACAAAGAGGACCUUUGUCUGCAUUCGUCCUCCCGGCCAUCACUGCUCCUCGGAUCAUCCGUCCGGAUUCUGCUGGAUCAACAACGUUCACGUGGGGAUCUCCUACGCCGCGAUGACACACGGCUUGACCCACGCGGCGAUCCUGGACUUUGAUCUGCAUCAUGGCGACGGCUCCCAGGCGAUUACGUGGGAGCAGAAUCGGAAGGCCGUGACCGCGCCCCGGAAUGCGGCCAGCUACAGAAAAGCCAUGACCGGAUACUUUAGCCUCCACGAUAUCAACUCCUACCCUUGCGAAAUGGGCGAUCUGGACAAGGUUCGCAACGCGAGCGUGUGCAUCGACAAGGCCCAUGGCCAGUCGAUCUGGAAUGUCCACCUCGAGCCAUGGAAGUCGAAUCUAGAAUUUUGGGAUUUAUAUGCCAAUAAGUACACCGUGUUGGUUGAAAAGGCCCGCGCAUUCUUGCGAAUGCACACAGAGCGCCUCAAUAGUCUCCCCAACGGUCCACCGCCCAAGGCGGCCAUCUUCAUCUCGGCCGGAUUUGAUGCGAGUGAAUGGGAAGGAAGCGGUAUGCAGAGGCAUCAAGCGAACGUGCCCACCGAAUUCUACGCCAGAUUCACCGCAGACGUAGUGCGCAUGGCGGAGGAGGAGGGACUUGGGGUCGACGGACGGGUGAUCAGUGUUCUGGAAGGCGGCUACAGUAAUCGUGCCUUGACGAGCGGUGUUCUCAGUCACUUGUCCGCAUUGGGAGAUACGCGACUGAACUCCCGGACUGACGAAGACGAACAAAUUGACCGGCUGGCCUCUGAGAUGACGGACCGCUUGGGUCUGUACGACACGGGCUCGACCAACGCUCAGUCUUCACCAUUUGAAGCUGCCUACGACAGCGGGUGGUGGUCUCCCGUCGUGCUCGAGGAGCUGGAAGCAUUGGUCUACCCACCUCCCGUCUCCACGACCAAGCGCGAGAAGUCUGCCCCAACCUACUUUGCCCCGACGCAGUCCUAUUCCGCGAAAGUGGUCACGCCCCCGCGCGAUCGGAAAUCGACCGGCUCGCAGGCCAGUGAACCCGAGGCCCCGCCCCUGCCCCCCAUCAGCUGGGCGACCGCAGCGCACGAGUUGUCCAAAGUCCUCAUUCCCACCGCGCGGCAGAUCAACAGCUGUCGACCGGAGGAUCUCAAUGCCGAGGCCUCCCGCUUGCGCCGCGAGCGCCAGAACGUAACUGUCGUUGAGAAACCUCCCUCGGCCCCAGCCACGCCCGAGGAGAGUCGGAUGAAACUCCGUACGAGAAAGCCAAAGGCUUCCCUGCCGAGCACUCCCAAGGCCGAGACUCCCAAGCGUGCGACUCUCAAGGACAACCGGAGAACCACCAUCGAUCGUGUCAGUAGCCUGCCGGACCCACCUGUGAGAAAGUCGCCGGAAGCCCGUACAACACGCCGGAAGAGUACCAACGCAACGGCUACAUCGACGCCGGAACCCCCCAAUUCGAGACCGCCCUCUCGGAUUUCACCUACCGGAGAAGGAAAUGCAGGUCUCGUCCGGGACGCAACAGCAGCACCGGGACCACGACGGCCUAGCGGCUCUCGAUCCGGGACCCCUAAACUCCCUACCAGCCCCAAGACAGCACCUCCUGUUCCGCGAGUGCCGUCUAAUUAUCUGCCGCCGACUACGAAGGACGAAGGGGAGGCGACGCCCAUUAUUCCAAGCAGCAAUGAGACAGCCCCUCCGGCAGGCGACGUGGAUAGCCUGACCUCCGGUGUCCGCAAACUCAACAUCAAGCUGAAAGUGCCAUCUCCAGAAGAGCAUGCGGCUCGGGAGCAGCUUAGGACCGCCAAAGGGACCUCGCGGGGACCGAUGCCGCCCAAACGGACCAGUUCCAAGGACCUGCAUAUCUCUACGAGCAAAGCGUCCUCACGAUGUUCUGGUUCUAGUAGAGGACUGUUUUCCAACCCUUCCACACAUCAGGACACCGGAAGCGGAGUCAAACAAGAGACACAGCCCUCCAGCUCUCCCAUCGUUUCCCCUGACACUACGUCCCCGACCCCUACCGGCCCCAACUGCACCGCAGAUGCCUUCUACUGGCAGUGCAAUCUCACCACCCAUCAUACCAGGACCCAUGCCGGAAAACAUCCGCCUUCACAAUACAACGUAUUCCGCGCCACUAUCGACCGCUCCAACCAGGAACGGGCUGCCAAUCUUCACCUCGAACAGCCCGAUUCCUUUUGCGCCGAGCGGUCCUAG
This is a messenger RNA of Aspergillus candidus, 3264 nucleotides long. Its product is annotated as histone deacetylase hosB. Lineage: Eukaryota; Fungi; Ascomycota; Eurotiomycetes; Eurotiales; Aspergillaceae. Gene Ontology annotation, cellular component: nucleus. The record is from RefSeq and is a predicted model, not a curated record. The coding region runs from base 1 to 3264 and encodes 1087 amino acids. The transcript is spliced from 3 exons. Gene Ontology annotation, molecular function: histone deacetylase activity.